ACGUCAGGGCGCGGGCGGCGGCGCGAGUAAACACAGCAGCAAAACAGAAGAUGGCGAGUGCGGAGAUGCAGGGUGCUGAGGAAGCGUCUGCCGUGGCCUUCAGUAGCCUGUCUCAGGGCGGUAGGGAGGGAUUGUCAGAGCCGGGCUGGCCGGAGCCGGUUUCACUGUGGGGUCUGAUCUUUAGCUGUCUGGAGACAGCCUUAAGCUGGCGGCGGCCGGGCUACAGCGCAGUGGUAUUCCUGGGCUGCAACGCUCUGUUCUGGUUUCUUGCUUUAACACCAUGGAGGCUAUAUUCCCUUUUUUCAUUGGCCUUCCUUUUGCUGGUUGUUACGGAAAACAUAAAGACUCUGACUUUGUAUUUCAUGAAAGGGUGGAAGAAAAGCAAGAGCAUUGACGAAAGUUUCAAAAUAACAAAAAAGGAAAAGGGCCCGAAGCAAAAGUUUGGACACCCUGCAUGCUGGAAAAUGACUGAAACUAAACAGGAGAAUACACCAAGGCUUAGUCAGUGUAUUACAGAGUCAUGGAUGAGUUGUGCAGUGUUUUUUGAGGAAAUGUCCCAUUUCAAAAAGCAAAACCCUGGGAAGUUUUGCCUUCUUGUUUGUAGUCUCUGUACAUUUUGUGCCAUUAUUGGACGCUACAUACCUGGUGCCGUGGUAUCGUACGUCUUGUUGUUGUGUGUCCUAUUGUGGCCUUUAAUAACCUCAUAUGACCUGUGGCAUCGUAUCUGCAACAAGGUUGAACCAGUUCUGCAGCGACUGGAUUUUGGUCUGAAGGAUUAUGUAAAACAUUUGCAAAGAAGAAUAGAAAUGAAACAGAAAGAAUUGGCUGAAAGAAAAUCAGAAGAUGAGAGCGAAGCAGAUACAUCAGCUCUUUGUCCUAUGAUAAGUACCUCAGGAGCCGGCAAAGAACUGUCUAUUUCAGACACAGAACUAUCGGAAACAUCCUGGACAGAAAAUGGAACUUUUAAUUUGUCAGAAGGUCAUACCCCACAGACAGAUGCAUCAGAUGAUUUAGAUCGUCCGAGUGAUCAUGAAGAAGCAUUUGCCAGAGAUCUUCCAGAAUUUCCUUCAAUAGAUAAUAAAGGAACAAUAGAUGAUGAUGACGAUGACUCAAGUAUUGGCAUUCCAACUCCCCCUAUUCCCACUCUGGAAGCUGAGUCAUGUCAGGAAGACAUAGGAACUGCUGUGGCUGGGCUUGCCCUCAACUUGUCCGAUGAGCAAAGCCUUAACCUGAUCAGUACUAUAGCGAGUGAGGCCAUUGCUGUAGCUAUGUCAUCUGCUGUGAAAGGCCAGUUGCAGGCUACUGAAGCCAAGCCUACCACACCACCACAGCUAAACUCAAGCGAAGAAACUGAUACUGAGGAGGGUGAUGACUUUGAGUUGCUUGAUGAAUCUGAGUUAGAGCAAAUUGAGAGCGAAUUAGGACUGGAUCAGGGCCAAGCAGCGAGACAUGAAGUCAAUGAUGGCAAAUCAGGCUUUCUCUCAAAUAUACUGGGAGGUCAUUAAACCUUCUUUCAGAGCUGGAGAAUAAAUAUGCAGACCAUAUCUGAACAACAAACACAAGCUAUGAGCUUAUUCCCAAAAAGAGCCAGACUUCAAAAAUAUGAUCUUGUGUAUAUGGAACUAAGUGCAGCAAAAAGAUGAGAAAAAGUGAAAUAGUACUGCACAUUUAAUAAUCUAGUUAUUGAAGGAACUGAUUUGAUUUGUGUUUUUUGGUAUAAUGGGCCACCUAUUUUCUCUGUGUUGUCUGACUAUAAUCUUUAUGCCUUGAAUUAACAGCAUGGAAAUUAAUCCUGUCUUGUCAAUCUGAGUUAACGACUAGCUUUAAAUGUUUUAACUGACUCAUAUGGCAAAUCUAAAAGUCAGAUAUUCAACAAACACAAUCUUUUUCUUUGAAUUCUGUGCAGAAACAGACAAUCAAUAGUCGGCUUCUUUCUGGCCUUGUAGCAAGUUGGACUGCUAAGAACACAAAGUACCACUUUUUGCGAAUAUUUGCUGUAUUUUAAAUAUUUUAUAAAGUCCAGUCCUAUUUGAAGUUUUUAAUUCGUAUGUUAUGGUAGCUUUGCUAUUUUUGUUGCACUUAAGUGGAAUGUUCAAAGAGAGCUUCGUAGAGGCAUGUUUCAAAACUGAGAUUAAUAAUCCAUUUCCAUACUUGUUCUUUUUUCAGUUACAUAAAACCAAUCUGUACUGCACUUUCUGCAUUAUUGAACUGAGAUUCAAAGGUGAAAAUUAUCACAUUAAAGUUUGGUUUAAGUUCAA
Molecule: messenger RNA, 2258 nt
Organism: Mobula hypostoma (lesser devil ray)
Lineage: Eukaryota; Metazoa; Chordata; Chondrichthyes; Myliobatiformes; Myliobatidae
Gene: retreg1
Product: reticulophagy regulator 1
Exons: 10
Coding region: 51-1505 (484 amino acids)
Biological process (GO): negative regulation of neuron apoptotic process; reticulophagy
Cellular component (GO): endoplasmic reticulum membrane
Source: RefSeq, a predicted model, not a curated record